AUGGUGGAAGUCACAAAUCCUAGCACCAGCUUGACGGGAAGCACUGCAAUCGAUGUGAGUAGUCAUGUCUACAUUUAUCCAUCUGAUAGCCCUAGUAGUCUUCUUGUUCAAUCUGUCUUCAAAGGGAUAGGUUAUAGAUCAUGGAGAAGAGGGGUGAUUAGAUCUCUUUCUGUGAAGAACAAGUUAGUCUUUAUUACAAGGGAGUGUAGGAGACCAACCCUUAAUUCACCUCAAUAUCGUCAAUGGGAAAGAUGUGAUAAUAUGGUCACUUCAUGGAUACUUAAUUCCCUAGGCAAAGACAUUAUCGAUAGUGUAGAAUAUGUAUGUGACUCUUUGGAAUUGUGGAAAGAGAUAAAAGAUCGUUAUGAUCAAACAAAUGGGGCUAAAUUUUUUCAGAUUCAGAAAGAAAUAAAUGAUCUGAGUCAGGGUGCUUUGGAUAUUAAUGUGUACUACACUAGGAUGAAGAAAUUAUGGGAAGAAUCAAAUAAUCUGAAUGUCAAAGACUAG
Messenger RNA from Solanum pennellii, 507 nucleotides. RefSeq lists its product as uncharacterized. Bases 1 to 507 code for a protein of 168 amino acids. NCBI's taxonomy places the organism in Eukaryota, Viridiplantae, Streptophyta, Magnoliopsida, Solanales, Solanaceae. The record is from RefSeq and is a predicted model, not a curated record. The transcript has a single exon.